CGACGGCGCCACUGGAGACGAUUCGGACGCACAUGAUGUGCGGGCGGGGCGGGCUGGCGGCCAAUGGGAGCAUGACAGCUGUGUUCCAGUGGGUGCUGCGAACGGAGGGGUGGAUGGGGCUGUUCCGCGGCAACGCCAUCAACGUGCUGCGCGUCGCGCCCAGCAAGGCCAUCGAGAUGCUCACAUACGACACGGUGAAACGCUUCCUCACACCCAAAGAAGGCCGCCCCUCCAUCAUCCCGCGCCAGCUCCCCAUCCCCAUCUCCUCCAUCGCCGGCUCCUCCGCCGGCAUAGCCUCCUGUCUCCUCACCUACCCGCUGGAGCUGGUGAAGACGCGCCUCACGGUGAACCCCGACAUGUACCGCGGCGUGCUGCACGCGUUUCACAAGAUCAUCACGGAGCAAGGCGUGGGGGAGCUGUACCGCGGCGUGGCGCCCAGCGUGGUGGGCAUGAUUCCGUACGCCGGCGCGAAUUUCUACGCGUAUGACACGCUGUGCACGGCGUAUAGGAAGGCGAGAGGCCAUGAGGAGAUUGAGCCGCUGAUGACGCUCGUGAUUGGCUCCACUGCGGGGUGCUUUGCUGCUGCCUCGACAUUCCCACUGGAAGUUGCCCGGAAACAUCUUCAAAUGGGCGCAACGGGUGGCAGGAUGAUGCCUGCUGCUGGCAUCUCCUUCAUGUGUUAUGAGGUGCUCAAACGCGUGCUUAUAGAGGAUGAAAAGGUGCGAUAG
Closterium sp. Naga37s-1 is the source of this 728-nucleotide messenger RNA. The record is from the annotation of a GenBank genome assembly. NCBI's taxonomy places the organism in Eukaryota, Viridiplantae, Streptophyta, Zygnematophyceae, Desmidiales, Closteriaceae.